This is a messenger RNA of Cryphonectria parasitica EP155, 2808 nucleotides long. RefSeq lists its product as uncharacterized. Gene Ontology annotation, biological process: DNA repair; DNA replication. Lineage: Eukaryota; Fungi; Ascomycota; Sordariomycetes; Diaporthales; Cryphonectriaceae. Gene Ontology annotation, cellular component: Slx1-Slx4 complex; nucleus. Gene Ontology annotation, molecular function: 5'-flap endonuclease activity. The transcript has a single exon. The coding region runs from base 1 to 2808 and encodes 935 amino acids. The record is from RefSeq and is a predicted model, not a curated record.
AUGGCAGACAGCGGCCCGUUGUGCUCCUCGCCGGCGCGUCCUACGCUGCACGACCGUCUUAUGAUGCUGUCCUCGUCGCCACUCCCAGACAUACAAGAGUUGAUCGCUAGGAAGCCGAGAACUCACAAGUUAAAAUCUGGAAGUGCUGCGGCACCGAUACCUGCCCAUGCCAAUACCACUUUCACGCGUGCCUCUGACCUACUUGCUGCUCAGGCAGCGGCCGGCGACGACUCCUUCGAUCCAAUUGACGAGCAGGAACCAUUACCUGCGAAGAAGGCGCCCGCCAAACGCCCGCGGAAACCAGCUGCAAAAGUCGCAAAACUAUCUACGGCGCCGAAACGAGUCGCAAAGGAGGUCAUCGUUCUAUCUUCAGAUGGCGUCACCCCCGAUGGUGCCCAGCCCGAGAACUCCAACGCAGCCGAGGCACAAAGUCAAAAAAAUGAAGAGCCCGAGGACAGUGGCGUGCAGGGCACGCCUUUGAAAGCGAAGCCGUGGAAGAAAUACAAGGUUGCAGGUGAACGGAGUCCUACGACAGAGAAGGAGGAGGUAGUCGAGGCGGUCAAAGCAUCAGAAAAUACCAAGAAGCCUAGGGCACAGAAAAAAGAACCCAAGACUGUCAACAGACGUUCGCUUGAUGACACCGGCGCAGUGGAAAAUCCUAGACGCAAAGAAAAACCAUCACGAGUCGCCACGCCCGAGCCUAUGAAUCUGGAACUUGCAGUACAGAGGAGACUGGACUGGACACCUCCGCGGCAAGAUCCUACUUUUGCACCGACCGAAAAUGGCCACACUUGGAUGUUGUCGGAUGGCCCUGCGCCGGAAGACGAAGACACAUAUACCGUGGCAUCGGAUGUGUUCAAGAAGCUACAUGACACUUUUGGCCACAAACUGGAGCACGAGAAGCAGCCUGAACCUCAACAGCAGCCCGCCAAUAUUCUCGGGAAAAGCAAGGUCAUUGAUCUGAUCCCUAUCAAUCACCCAUCCGAGCCCACGGAGCCAGGUCGCAAGCCUUCGCCUGUAAAGGAGAAGGCGCCCAAAAAGAAGCCCCGCACAAUCACAGAAUUGGCCACGGCUCCAUAUGUGGUCAAGAAUGACAAUUAUGCUGACGACCAUAACGGCGAAGACUCUCUGCUCGAAUAUUUCCGGGCUGAUGGUCCGAAUGAGGAUACUACCAAGGCCACAGGAGGCAAGGGCAAGGGCAGAGCUGCAAAGGUAACCAAGAGUAGAAAGAAUGCUCAGCCGAAGAAACCAGUGCUGUUAUCACCGCGUGCCGCGAUGAAGCGGUCAGCCGCACAGGAUUUCGUCUUUGGAACAUCCAGCCAACUGGCUCGCGAAAAAUCGCCGACGCUGCUCAAAGAUUUGCACGAGGCCCUGAAAGCCUCAAUCACUACCGAUGAGGAUGACCCUUUCGGCAGCUCUGGAGAAGCCGCCUCAAAACCCGAGAGACCGGCGAAAGGCCUUUGGUCGGUGAGUGCAAGGGAUCAGGCUGGUGAGAUGGUGAAUGUCGAGAUCAUCGACUUGGUCGACUCCUCUGGGUUUCCGGAAGACGACGCGAUUUUAGACCCGUGGAAACAAUUGACACCGGAACCGGUUCCGGCGGAAUCUGGGACAACGGGAACACCCGCUCUUGAAUUCAGCACCAGGCGCGUCAUUGCAGAUGAAGAUGCCCAGUCUCGCUCAUCUGUGCCAACAUCAACCUUCUCCACGACACAGCGCAAGAUUACUAUUAAUACUGCCGCUGUAAUGAAAUCGCCACCCACCACAAUAGGGUCUUUCCCUCUGCUUACGGACCUGCUGGAAGACGAGAUGCCUCCUCCUAGCAAUCAACAGCAGACACAAGAAGACAGGGCACAACCCCCCUCAAGCAGGACAGGGUCCAGCCCACAAAAGCCGCGCCCUAAGUUUGAACUGUUCACUGACGCGAAGCUGGCCAAAGAGGUCUCCAAAUUUGGGUUCAAGGCUGUCAAGACCAGAAAUGCGAUGAUCUCCUUGCUGGAUCAGUGUUGGAGAAGUAAGAACCAGCCUCUGGGUCAUACAGCGGCUUUCUCGACAAACUCUUCUGUCCUGAACAGUCCGAAGCGCAAGCAGCCGGCCUCGUCUAAAGAGGAUUCGGCAGCAUCUGUUCCGCCAGCAAAGAAGCCGCGCGGCAGGCCCAAGAAGGCUGCCACGAUGGAUGUUGACGGCGCCGGAGCGGGACAGGAAACUGAAUUGCCAAAGAACGCAAGGCAAGGCGAUGAGUCUGCAACGCCCAAGAAGCGCGGUCGACAUCGAAAGAAAGACGCCGCUGCAGCUGCAACCGCAGCAGAGAAAGCAGCUGCGUCUAUGCCACCGCCGUCCCCAAAGCCCAGGCGGGGUACGUCGACCCCAAAACGCAAAAAGGUGAACCGGUCAAUUCACGAGGUUCAGGACUCUGACCUCGACAGUGAAGGUGAAAUUGGUGUGUCGUCGUCUCCUGAACAGCCAUUUUCGCCUGCUGGAGAUAAGGUCUCUAUCAGCGACGACACGGAGAUCUCACUCAACCUCAGCCCAUCGGAACAGCAAUCUGCACUUUACGACCUCAUCACAAGAGCGGUCACAUCGGCUCCUCGCACAUCUGACCCUUCGAUGCCAUCCUGGCACGAGAAGAUGCUGAUGUACGACCCGAUCAUCCUCGAGGACCUGACGGCGUGGCUGAACUCUGGUCAGCUGACGCGGGUUGGGCAUGAUGGAGAGAUAUCACCACUUGCUGUGAAGAAGUGGUGUGAGUCACGAAGCAUAUGCUGUCUCUGGAAAGUGAACGUCCGUGGUAAAGAAAGAAAAAGGUUUUAG